Messenger RNA from Tuber melanosporum (Perigord truffle), 3257 nucleotides. RefSeq lists its product as uncharacterized. NCBI's taxonomy places the organism in Eukaryota, Fungi, Ascomycota, Pezizomycetes, Pezizales, Tuberaceae. Bases 1 to 2673 code for a protein of 890 amino acids. The transcript has 5 exons. The record is from RefSeq and is a predicted model, not a curated record. Gene Ontology annotation, biological process: protein autophosphorylation; phosphorelay signal transduction system. Gene Ontology annotation, molecular function: histidine phosphotransfer kinase activity; phosphorelay sensor kinase activity.
AUGGAGUCUGAAAAGAGCCUUAAAUCCUAUGAGGCCAUCGACAUGAGUGAUCCUUUCGAUCGUUCAUCUUUUUGUAUCGGGACUACAGAAAUGGAGGGCGUCAUACAACUCGGGGACCCACGCUUUCGAGCCACUCUAAAGUCGGCCUUCGUCGAGGCUGACAGCAAGGGAUUGGAGGGGACUUUCAAUCUCAAGCAGAAGCUCCGGAGUGCUACCACUUUCGACUUCUGGCAGAUAUUGAUGGAGGGCAUGACCGAAAUUAUGGGAGCUCAGUAUGCGUUCGUGGCGAAGAGGGUGCUGGAGGACGACGAGUACACGGCUGUGGAGAUGCCCGAAUUCGGCGAGAGGGGUUCGUGUCUUAUGGGGUUGGCUUUCUAUUUUACCGAUCACAAGGGAUCUUCGGGGACAUAUCGGGAUUUCAAGUACAAAGUUUACGGAUGUCCUUGUCAGUGGAUGAAGCAUGACAAGGUGUUAUUGAUUCCUGAAGGGCUGAAAGCGCUUACGCCGGAUAAUCCGAAUGCUGAAGCAUUUCCAAUUCUUCCCGAGGGCUAUCUUGCCGUGCCAUUGUUUCAUAAGGGGAAAUGCUUUGCUCAUAUGGGGGUUAUGUGGACAGAAGAGGGCUUGAAGGAGAGGCCACCCAUUAGUUGGGCCAUGUUGGAGAUGUUUUUACAUACUUUGGAGGACCAGGUUACUGCCCGGAUACUGGAAGGAGAAGGGUUUGGACCUAAGAUGGAGAACGAGGUUAUUCCUAAUGAGGCCGUUACUUCACGGCAGUCAUUAAAGCCCUAUGCACGAAGCUUAUCGCACGAAUUGCGGACACCUAUGCAGGGCGUUGUUGGGAUGUUGGAUGUUAUGUAUGCUUCGGUGUUAGAGGCUACGGAAUGGGAGGCAGGCGAUAUGGGGCAGAUCCGGAACAUGGUAGAGUCUCUUAGGGAGAGCAUAGAGGUUGCUCAAGACAGUUCAAAACGGGCUGUUGACGCCGCCGAUAACAUGGUUCACGCUUACGAUCUCGACAUGGAGGUUCCCUCGACACCAAAGAUGGCUAGCCAGGUGCUUCUAGAUUUACCCGACGAGUCGGAUUCCACCUUGACGCCAAUGCAGGACAACGACUUUGACCUGUCAACGCCAAGAGUGAUGCCACGACAGUCGAGCAAACGGCGGCGAGAAUCUUGGUCACCGGAGGACAUGAUGCCGCACAAGGUGCGGCACCGCAGCCAGGGCCUAGACCACGAUGGGGAUGGCGACGAGAUACUUGGCCCGCCAUUAUUAUUAUCGCGGUCGAGGAGUCUCUCACCACCCAGCUACACUGGGUCCCCUGCACCCCUGCUGAUGCCCGAUGACAUACAACGGCGGGGCAGCUCGGGCCACAGCUUGCUGUCAGCUGCUUCCCCAUCGCCGUCUGGUGCUUGCCUGUUCUUUGACGCGGCCGGGAAAAUACAGCUAAAUUCUCGCCCCUUAAAGAUUCGGGAGUUGCUGCGUCAGAUUCUCCACGACACGCUGAGGUCUGGUGGGCGACCUGAUUCCACACGGUCUUCGGAGACGCCGGAGGGGGAGAGGAUUAUUGUUUCGACCAUAGGCCCUGGGGAGAUGAAUAGUACUGUUGAGAUUGAGUUGAGGGUGGAUGAGAGUGUUCCGGAAACGCUUGUUGUUGACGGGAAUGCCCUGACGAAACUACUGUCGAGUGUGUUCCACAAUGCUGUGAAGUUUACCGGGAAUGGAAGCAUUUCUGUCGCCGUGGAGGUUCUGAACCCCGUUUCUCCCCAGGUGUUAUUUUCCAUUACAGAUACUGGAGAAGGUAUUCCAGAGGAAUUCUUACCACGCCUGUUUAAAGCGUUUUCUCGGGAAGACGCUUCAAUGACAAGGCAGCGGGAUGGCCUAGGAUUAGGGUUAUUGGUAGCGAAGGGUAUCGCCCGUAAGAUGGGCGGAGACCUGUGGUGCGAGCGAACGUCAAUAGACGGGCCUGACAAGGGCUCAGAAUUCCAUGUCAGACUGCCGUUAACCCCUGCAGACGGCUCAAGCACGCCAGGAACACCGGUGGUGAACCCGAAUACUCCAGCAUUAACCCCACCAUUAUCCUUGCUACCCAACCCGUUGCCAAGCUGGUCAUUAGACACCUCUCGCCGAAGCCCGUUCACUGACCCCUCCCCCCAUUACUACCCCCGGCCUCUAAGUUCCCCAUUCCAUUGCCACCGCCGCCGCCCUCCCCUCAAACUACCCUACGACAAAACCCUCGCAACGAAAAUACCUCUCUCGAUCCUCGUCGCCGAGGACAACAAGAUUAACCGAAAACUGCUAACGAGCAUGCUUCGGAAGCUCGGAUACACCGACAUCUCGGAAGCCUGCGACGGGCAGGAGGCCGUAGAGAUUAUGUCGAGUCCGCGGCAUCCUCCGAUAGAUGUUGUACUUAUGGACUUGUGGAUGCCACGGAUGGAUGGGUACGAGGCCACAAAACGGAUCUUGGAGUCACGAAGGAGAGGAGCAAAGGGAGGGAAUGGGGGGGUGGGGGUUACGGUGUUGGGCGUGUCGGCUGAUGCGACGCAGGCAGCUAUGGUCAAGACUUCGAGCGUCGGCAUGAAGGGGUUCAUGUCGAAGCCCUACAAGAUUGUCGAUUUGGAGAGGUUGAUUGUGGAGUUUUGUGGAGUUGUGGUGGGGGGAAGAGUAAUCUCUAAUUGAAUGGUUUUGACGCCUUAUGACGGGGUGUUUUCUGAUUUCUGAUUUCGGGGGGGUUUCCUCUCUCUGGCCUUGGCUUUGUUGGUAAAGAUUUUUCUUAUCUGUUUUUCAUAGCGGAGCUGGUUGUCUGCUUGCUUGUUUGUCUGGCGGUUGGUUGGUUGGUGGUAUAGACGCGUACAACCUUUGCUUUCCCAUUUCUUUGAGUCAUCAAACUAACGUCCUAACGAUGCGUUUUGCAUCCUUAUUCUUUAUUUUUUCACGCUUCUAUUUCCUUCCAUUCCCUCUCUCCAAUAUUCUCCUUUUAUAUCUCUAUCUCGCUAUAUAACCUGGGGGCGUUGUGGUCUGUCUCUUUUCUUUUUCUUUUUCUUCCCUUUCUUCCGAAGGGGGGGGUCUUUCUCCUUUUGUUUAUCCUCCCUCUGAUUGAGUCUGAGGUUGGAGAAAAUGUGGGGGGUGCAAGUGAGCGAGUAUUUAUUUAUGUAACUAUGUACAUCGGAAUCGCCACUCGGCUAUCUGGCUGGCUAUGUGGGAGGGAGAGGAGGGGGUGUAUAUAUAUGUGUAAUGAAUGGAAGUAAUGCCGUACAGGUUUA